AUGUCUGGACUCAUGCACAAGGUCAAGGACGCCGUUACUGGCCAUCACCACGAUUCUACCCACACCUCCAAUACCACUGGUACUCACCACGGCACUCACCACACCACUGCUGAUACCACUACCACCAACCAUGGUCCUCAUCACUCUAAGCUCGCCAAUAAGCUCGAUCCCCGUGUCGACAGCGACCGUGACCACCACCCUGGUUCUCACGCCACGAUAACCCGGGGCCCAGAUGGUGAAAAGGUCGCUCACACUAGCACCCACGGUCCUCGCCCGAUCGAACCUGGCCAUGGCCACUCUGCUGCUACUGGCACUACCAGCACCACCCACGGCCCUCACAACUCCAACAUUACGAACAAGCUUGAUCCUCGCGUUGACUCUGAUGCGGACAACCGCGCCCGGCAUGAAGCUAUUGGUGGAGCCCAUGGCCCUCACAGCUCCAACCUCGCCAAUAAGGUUGAUCCCCGCGUUGACAGCGACAGAGAUAACCGUGCCCACACUGGCGCUGGAGCCACCACCGGCGCUUAUGCCACCGGUGCCCACAACACCUACGGCACAACUUCUACCAACGCUGGGCCUCACAACUCGAACAUGAUGAACAAGGUCGACCCCCGUAUCGACUCGGAUAUGGACAACCGUGCUCGCCAUGAGACCAUGGGCGGUGCCUAUGGCCCUCACGGCUCUAGCAUGGCCAACAAGAUGGACCCCCGGGUUGACAGUGACAUGGACAACCGUGGUGCUUACGGAACCACCGCUACGCAUGGCACCGGCGCCGGAAACACCUUCGGCACCCACACCAGCUCAAACGCCGGCCCCCAUAACUCGAGCAUGAUGAACAAAGUCGACCCUCGCGUCGAUUCCGACAUGGAUAACCGUGCCCGCCAUCAGGCCAUGGGAGGUGCUCACGGUCCUCAUUCUUCCAACCUUGCCAACAAGAUCGAUCCCCGCGUUGACUCCGAUAUGGACAACCGCGGCACUACCCAUGGAACCACUGGCCACGCCUACGGUUCUGGCGCUGGUAUGGGAACUGGCAUGGGAACUGGCAUGGGAACUGGCAUGGGAACUCACGCCAGCACAAAUGCCGGCCCUCACAACUCCAACCUGAUGAACAAGGUGGACCCCCGCGUCGAUUCUGACAGGGACAACCGCGCCCGCCACGAGGCUCUUGCUUCCAACAGCUACAACACUCCUGGCACUACCACUCACACCGCGGGACCCCACAACUCCAACCUGAUGAACAAGAUGGAUCCCCGUGUCGAUUCCGACUUGGACAACCGUGGCACCCUGGGCACACAGCGUGGUUUCUAA
Molecule: messenger RNA, 1308 nt
Organism: Aspergillus fischeri NRRL 181
Lineage: Eukaryota; Fungi; Ascomycota; Eurotiomycetes; Eurotiales; Aspergillaceae
Gene: dprB
Product: protein dprB
Exons: 3
Coding region: 1-1308 (435 amino acids)
Source: RefSeq, a predicted model, not a curated record